Theileria equi strain WA is the source of this 4164-nucleotide messenger RNA. RefSeq lists its product as hypothetical. Gene Ontology annotation, molecular function: protein binding; nucleic acid binding. Bases 1 to 4164 code for a protein of 1387 amino acids. The transcript is spliced from 2 exons. Gene Ontology annotation, cellular component: nucleus. Lineage: Eukaryota; Apicomplexa; Aconoidasida; Piroplasmida; Theileriidae. The record is from RefSeq and is a predicted model, not a curated record.
AUGUAUAGCUACUGUGUGACCGCUGCUCCAAGCGGUGCUACGAUAAACGCCAUAAAAUGCAAACUCGUCAAAAAUUCGGAGACGGAAUACUUGGUUUGCUUAAAGAGGCACUCAAUUGACGUCUAUUCUAUAAAAUCUACUGUGAGUUCGAGUGAAACCACAAAUGUGUCGGACUCUAGGCCAGUUUUAACGGCAACGCUAAAGGCAAAUAGUACAUUUGUAGCAUUCUUGGAAUACAGACCUCCAAACUCAAACCAGUCGUGCAUACUGGUUCUUACCAGCAAUUAUAUCUUGAAAUUGCUAGCGUAUGACGAUGAAAACGCCAAGUUUGUCUCUAAAACGGUCGCCUCUUUACAGGAGCCGGCUUGUAACAAGAUACAAAGUAGUGUUUUACUAAAGGUUGAUAGAGGUUACAAUGUAAUCAUUUUUUACGGAUUAAGAAGGAUAAUAAAGUGUAUAGUCCUCAACAAGGCUGAUUAUUUUGAUUUUUCCGAUGUAAUAACAUUGAGAACUAAUGACAGUAUAUUGCUGGAUAUAGAAUUUAUUGAUACCGAUUUCAAACCACAGCCUCAAUCUUUGUCUGAUGAGUAUAUGGAUCAUGCUAAAUCUUCCAGUCAACAACAACAGGUGGGAACACCUGAUAGCAAAAGACGUGGAAAUACACCAAAAAAGAUGUUUUUAGAAUGUAAAAUUAUUGUACUGGGACAAAAUAGAAACACUGAUUCCGUUCGACCCGCGCGUUGGUUAUAUGGCAUGCAACUAUUUUUUGAGAUUGAAGAAACUGUAAAUUAUCGGAUUUUUAAUUCAUAUGGUCAUGUGCCUAUGUUUGGGGAACCAAUGUAUUUGGAGAAUCCAUAUAACAAGUUUUUGCCACUUCAUUUAAAUGAAACGGCGAAAUCUACUGACUCUGUUCUGCUUCUUGGCGCUGGUUCAGUUGGAUUUUUUGCCUUUAACGAUCCAAAGUCCAUCAAGGAUUUUGUCUCUGACUUUUCUAUGAGUGAAAUAACCGGAUAUUGUCAGAUUGAACAUAGUAAAUUCGUUUUAAGUGACGAUAACGGGAAUAUACAUCUUAUGGAGCUGGUUUUGUCAAGUAAACCCGCAAACACGGGAUUAAAACGCAGAAUACGACCAAUAAAUAGCAACAACAACUGUGAUAUGCAUGCUCACAGAGGAAGGACUAUUGCCACAAUAUCAGACGUUAUUAUAACUCGCCUUUAUAACUGCGAUAUUCCAUCAUCCAUUAUAAAUAUAGGUAACAACACUAUAUUCUCUACCAGUAAAGUUGGGAAUACCUGCACAUUUAGGAUAGAUUUUGGUAAUAAACCAUCAAUUUGUUCGGAUUCCUUCAAAAUUGAGGAAUUUAAUGUUUAUAAAACGUGGAACCAAACAAACUUGGGACCAAUAGCAGAUUUCACAUAUGGAGAGGAAAAUAGUCAUGGAAACAAAUCUGUUUUGGCUUGCUGUGGCAUGGGAUCUGCAGGUAAAUUUUGUAGUAUAACUCUUGGUGUAGGUAUAGAUACAAUUUGUUCCAAUACUAUUUUAGGUAUAUCUAAUUUGUUUUCAGUCUCAUCUGGUGGUUCUAAAACUGACUCUAAUGAAUCUAUUUUAUGUUGCUCAUUCUAUAGGAAUACCCAAUUUUAUUCAGUGAAUUUUGUCUCCAUGAACAAUACACAAGGAAAUAUCAAUUCUAGUCUGCUGGAUAUCAAUGAACCAAACGUUGGAUAUGUUAAUAAAAUGGUGAUGGAUGGAUCUACAUUUAGAGAAGAUGAACGUACUAUUUUACUUUCCAAUAUUGACAAGGAUAAAAUAGUUCAAAUUACCACAUCAUCCAUAAUAAUUUUAUCAUCAAACCCAAAGUUGAACAGAAUCGCAUACAAGACUGUUGAGGAAAUAAUGACCGAAAUAGAUGAAGGAUCCGAAGAAAGAAACAGGAUAGUUCAUGCAUGCCUAUGUGGGUCCUAUAUUUUUAUUAUUCUUUCCAAUCAUUGGGCUGCCAUAUUAGAUGGAAAAAAGCUGGAAAUGGUAAAUGUUGAACCACUUUCCAUUAACAUUUCAUCCGUGGCUUACAUAUCACACGUGAAAAAUUCUGCAGAGUUUUUAGCAUUAUCUACAUGGGAAAAGUCAUCAAUUCUCAUUUUAUCCUUCCCUAACUUGGAUAUUGUUCGCAGGAUUAAAAUAGAAUGUACCUUUGGUAUAUACAUAAAAUCUAUGAAGUUUGGUGCAACCAACAACAAUUUAUUUUUUUUCGUUAGCCUCUCAGAUGGACAACUAAUGGUAUAUAAAGUUCAAAUGUCCAGAAAUAUAACUAAUGCAGUAUCAAAAGGGAAAUCAGAUGUAUUCAAAAAUGACGUUGAAAUAGAUUUUAUUUUGGAUAGCACUAUGCAUCUUAGUAACACUUGUACGAAGCUUGAAUUUUUAAAUCUAUCAAAUAACUACAUCCAUGAACAAACAUGUAAUCUAGAUUGCAAUAAUAUUAUUGCUAUUGGAAAGCAGUCUACCGCAAUCUUUUCCAAGAGGGAUAAAGUUGAAUUUGCAAAAGUCAACAUAUCGCAUGUGUCUUGUUUGUGUACUAUUCCAACACAAAGGACCUCUUCAGAAUUUAAUUCUGUUUUAAUCGCUUAUUAUAGCUAUCCAAGUUUGGUAAUUGGCAAAUUAGACCCAAUUGAACAAUUUCAUGUUCAAAAUAUAAUUUCAGGAAGGACUUUUGAUAAGGUAUGCUACCAUGUGCCAUCCAAAGUUGCAGUUGUUGGUUGUCCACCGGAACUUUCAGCAACAACUUCUGAUUCAGUUCCGGGUCUGAAUGAUAUAGAUGAUAACAAUCCUCCCUUUAUGUGCCUAGAUGGUUCUGAAAGUGAAAAGGUCAAUUCAUUAAAACUUCCAGCCCUUGCACUCUUCAUAAAUGUAUCAUCUAAAGAGGUAAUUUAUAAUUUGAAUCUUCCUAGAGAACAUUUGGUAUCGAGUUUGCAUACAAUGUCAUUCGACGGCACAAAUGAGGUAAUAUUAAUAGGCACUUCUAAAGUUGAUGAAUCUCAUGAUGCACCCACAGAAGGAUUUCUUUAUAUUGUUGAUAUAUCCAGCCAUAGUGAGGAUAGAUUGGUGAUGACUAUACAGCGAACGACAAAGCCAUUCGCGGGUGGUGUUGUAGAAAUUACGUCAUGUGGACAGAAUCCUGUAAUAGCUGUAAAUAAUGUAGUUUUGGCCCUAAGUUUGUGUUCUAAUAUAGGCGUACGUAAUGAGAAGGAUCGAUAUGACUUGGAAUACUUGUAUGCCUGUGAUGAUAUAAUUGACUCUAGACAAUGUUUGGUUGUCGAAGCAAAGUACACUUCUAACACAUAUGUUGUCUCUUUAGAUUCUUGCGAAAAUAAUAUAAUAGUUGGAGAUUUGAUGACUUCAGCUAAACUUUUGAGAUUCAAGGACAAUUGUUUUUAUGAACUCUGCAGAGAUUUCAACUCAAUCUGGUGUACGGCUGUUGCAUCUAUAGAUAAAAAUACCUCAAUAGUAUCAGAUGACUCUGGGAAUUUUUCGAUAUUUUCAAAGAAUGAAACUCCAACCAACGAUGCACAAUCUGCAAAGUUUCAGGUGAUGGGUUUAUUUCACCAUGGGGAAAUAAUCAAUAAAAUUGUUGAACAUGUGAGUAAGGAGUGUAAAUAUGAAAGGAAAAAGUCUCUUAUAAAGCUUGGAGGGGUCGCUUCCAGCUGUAAAAGGAACUUUUGCUGCCUUUCUACGGCUGAUACAUGUCCAAUGGAUCCAACUAAUGGAUCAAAAAGUACGAAUAUUCACAAAGAUGCAGCUCCGACAAGAUAUAGAUUUGAUAAAACUUAUCUAUGUGCAACAAGCUCCGGUAGCAUUUUGAAAAUGUCAACUUUCAAGGACAUGGACGCAUUCUUAAGACUCGCUUUGCUGGAAGAGGCAAUAAUUGGAAUCCAAUCAGAUGCUGGCAACAUUCCAAACAGCAAGUGGAGAAACUUUCAAAACUCACACACCAACAUACAAACUAGGGGAUUCAUAGAUGGCGACACAGUCGAAAGCUUUCUGCAUCUUCCCAUGGACCUGAAAAGAAGAGUGCUUGAAAAACUGCAAGAAUCAUCCAAAGACAUUCAAGGAGACUUUGACUCGAUAGAAACUCUGACACUUGAAAUAGAACAAAUACAACGAGUUAGAUGA